Messenger RNA from Colletotrichum orchidophilum, 144 nucleotides. RefSeq lists its product as uncharacterized. Lineage: Eukaryota; Fungi; Ascomycota; Sordariomycetes; Glomerellales; Glomerellaceae. Bases 1 to 144 code for a protein of 47 amino acids. The transcript has a single exon. The record is from RefSeq and is a predicted model, not a curated record.
AUGGACCGAGAUCGUAGACUCACUGGCGAUUUACGUGGACAAAUCGGCAAUCAUGAGGCGCCUCCAGGCUUCGAGCUGAAUCACCCUUGGAGAGUAGGUUUGUACCUGUGGGAAAUGACUGAGCAUGGGCUAACCAUAUCGUAA